AACUAUUCAUGUUGGCCGGUCAUGUUAACACCUUACAAUCUCCCUCCCGACAUGUGCAUGAAAAGUCAUUUCAUCUUUUUGUCUUUAAUUUGUCCGGGUUCCAAGGAUCCUGGGCGAAAGAUAGACAUUUAUCUCCAACCCCUUAUCGAGGAGAUGAAAGAACUGUGGGCCGUUGGGACACCAACUUAUGAUGUUUCAUCAGAUAAAAUGUUUAUCAUGAAAGCUGCCAUCAUUUGGACCAUUAGCGACUUCCCUGCCUAUGGCAUGCUUUCGGGAUGGAGCACACACGGUCUGAUGGGAUGUCCGAUAUGCAUGGAGAAAUCAGGUGCCAACUGGCUCAGUUACAGCAAAAAAGGAAGUUACUUUGAUUGUCACCGCAAGUUUCUCCCGGAAAGGCACCGAUAUCGAAAGGACAAGAAGUCUUUCAUUAGAGGCAGAGCGGUUCGAGAGAGCCCACCCCCGAGAUUGACCGGUGAAGAAAUUUAUAACCGGGUUCGACGUUUCCCUACGGCUAUGGAAGAGCCAAACCAAGAGCCAUAUGGGUAUUGUGAUACCCAUAAGUGGACAAAGAGGAGCAUAUUCUGGGAGUUGCCUUAUUGGAAAAACCUUCUCAUCCGUCACAAUUUAGAUGUCAUGCACACCGAGAAGAACGUCUUUGACAAUAUAUUUAACACGGUGAUGGAUUUGAAAGGCAAAACUAAAGACGGUCUUGCAGCUAGGAAAGAUAUGACUAUUUGGUGUGAUAGACCCGAACUUUCUGUUGAUCUAGAAUAUCAGGGCAAGGAAGUUCCAAAAGCAGUCUACCAGGUCACAGAACCACAAAAGGCAGCAAUAUUAAAAUGGCUUGCGUCUCAGAAGUUUCCAGAUGGGUACUGCUCCAACUUGUCUAGAUGCGUAGACAUGAACAAACUUACCACGACGACGAGCAUGAAAACUCACGAUGCUCAUGUAAUAAUGCAAAGACUUCUACCAAUUGCACUAAAAGAGAUGCUCCCUGAACACGUAUGGUCCUGCAUUACUGAAAUCAGUUUGUUGUUUCAAUCGAUAUGUUCCAGCGUUUUGGAUGCGGCAUCCCUCCGGAGACUACAAGAGUCUGUUCCCAUUCUGAUGUGUAAUCUGGAAAAAAUAAUGCCACCAUCGUUUUUCGAUACAAUGGAACAUCUCAUUAUACAUCUUCCGUAUGAGGCUUUGACUGCUGGGCCCGUCUUCUAUCGGUGGAUGUACAGAUUUGAAAGGUUAGUCACAAUUUCAUUUAAAAAAAGAAUAUUUAUUUCACAAUAACUAUUAACAUGUGUAUUAUUGCAUUAUUGCAGAUUUCUAGGAGAGCUGAAAAAGAAAGUGACCAACAAGGCACACGUUGAGGCUUCAAUUUGUCAAGCGUAUCUUCAACAAGAAAUCUCAACGUUCUCGUCUUUUUACUUCGAGCGUGACGUCAUCACCAGAAGGAAGAGACCUGCCCGGAACGAUGACAUUGGCGAGGAUUUAUAUGAAAAUCUAGUUUCCAUCUUCAAUUACCCAGGCAGAGGUAAAGGUGCUGCGACACAACGAUACAUCCUGGGUGGGGAAUUGCAAAUUGCGCAUACUUAUAUCCUCAUGAAUUGUCCAGAAAUCUCACCGUUUUAUCAUGAAUUCCGAGCUUCUUUAUCAGCCUUUCCUGAUAAUGAAAUUGAUGCGUUGGUGGACUCUGAUUUUGUAAAUUGGUACAAGUAUCAGAUCAAUAGUCGUGGGAUUGUCGACCCUUUGUUAGUAUCAUUAGCGUGGGGUCCAGGUGCCAGUGCCAAAGUGUGGCGGCAAUAUGUGAUAAACGGUUACACAUAUCACACAGCCGAUUACGGAGAGGGCCGACCAACAACGAACAGCGGGUUAUGUGUCCCGACCAUCGGUUAUGAUAACUCGGAAACCAAAUUUUUUGGUGUCCUGCAGGAGAUUCUGGAACUUGAGAUGCCUUCUUGUGCGAAAAAAUUGACAUGCGUUCUGUUCCGUUGCACAUGGGUCGACCCCACACGUGGCGUGCGCAAAAAUCCGAAGUAUAAUAUGAUUGACGUCAACCUCUCUCGUGUGUACCCAAAAAAUGAGCCUUUCAUACUCGCCCAACAAGCAGCGCAGAUUUAUUAUGCAGAAUAUCCUUCAACAAGGCGGACACAGAAUCCUUGGGUGUGUGCAUGUCCUGUCCGUCCGAACAAAAUAAAAUCACAAACUCAACACAAGGACGUUGAUCUAGAUGCUUUUCAGCAACAAUUUUUCCAACCUCCGCCUAUUGUUGAGACGGUCAACUAUAACGUUCAAUUAAGUGAUCCAAAUGGCGGACGUGUUGAAGUCAUGCCAGAAACGCACCUUCCGGACCCAACCAUUCCAUCUGAGCGCGAAAUUGAGGAAAUGUAUGUAGCACAACAAAAUGCUCAA
This is a messenger RNA of Cuscuta epithymum, 2403 nucleotides long. The record is from the annotation of a GenBank genome assembly. Lineage: Eukaryota; Viridiplantae; Streptophyta; Magnoliopsida; Solanales; Convolvulaceae.